AUGGCGAUGAGUGGACGAUACAUAAACUUCUACCUCAUUUCGUUCGAAGUCGUUUUCGUAACACUGGUUACUACUCUCGACGAUAAUCGAUGUUUAUCAUCUACAGGAAAAGAUAAAGUCGGUUGGAUCACUCCGGGAAGAAACACUAACUCUGGAGAUGACGUUUUCAUUAUGGGAGAACAAUGGACAUUUGAUUGCCAAGUCAAAAGCAACAAUGUAAAUGUAACCCUAUGGCAGAAAAUAUACAACAGAGAAAUUCAGCGUCAUCCAGAUGGACAAUAUAUCAAAGUGUUAAAGAACAAUGUUUUUCAAAUAAAUGGAUUAAAAAGACGAGACCGAGGUCGAUACUAUUGUAAGGCCUGUGGCACCAGCAAGUAUCUCGGAAAACUUUUUAUCACCCGUGGUCUAGCCUAUGCUAAUCCAAUCGCAUCUAAAUUGCCGAACCAAACAGCAUAUCCCUAUGGUGACACUGUUACCUUGGUUUGUAAAGUUUAUGGACAAUACAGUAUACGUUGGUACAAAGCUGGGUCAAAUGAGAGCUUGAAGAGCAGCUUAACAUACGCAAAUGAUGUUAACAAAGCAGUGUUUACUAUUCCCAGCGUAACAAAGAGCGAUGAAGGAACAUACGUGUGUGAGAUAAAGAGAAGGAUCGUCAAUUAUGUAGCCAACACUACCGUAACAGUGCGAUUAGAAAAAAAUGAAGGUUAUAAAUUGAUGUUUGGAAUGUGAUCAAUUCAAAACACGAAAGGAUACUUUAGUCUAACAUCGUAGUCGCAAGGACAUGUAGAAAAUUGUUAAAAAAACAUGAUUUGCAUACAAAGUCUCUUCAUCGUAUGCAGCAAUGCCGAAAGAUGGCAAAAAUUCCAACCAUCAUCAAUAAAUAAAUAUGUAGCUACUGAAAAACAUUGGAGCACUGCAAACUAAGAAAACAUGUUUGAUGGAGUGAUAAAGAGAAACUUGUUUGGAAUCGAUCCAAAGAAAACACUCAGCCAACGUCAAUAUAGCAUACAUUUAUUUGGUUGAGAAUAGUGAAGGAAAGAUAGUUCAAUCUUAUACAAUUUGUCUAUACACUUAGUGAUUUAAGCAAAUGAGAUGGUUGCAGUAAAUCUACUUCUUCUGAUGGUAUAGAAGGUACACCAUUAUCCUAUGCCCUAUGAACGUCAGCCAUGUAUUGUUUUACAAACAAAGUUGCAUGUAUAUGCAUAAUGCGAAAUAGUAGAGUGUUAUAAAAUGAUGCAACACAUAUCUCUCAAAAAAACCUGUAUACAGCUAUCUACAUUCUGACUUUAACGAUAUGUUUAUCCAGUACGAUGUGUUUCUUUGUUUGUAAAUAUAUUUCCAAAUAUACAAUUGACGAAUUGCUAUGUAA
Messenger RNA from Xenia sp. Carnegie-2017, 1369 nucleotides. RefSeq names its product titin-like. The coding region runs from base 1 to 729 and encodes 242 amino acids. The record is from RefSeq and is a predicted model, not a curated record. Gene Ontology annotation, molecular function: cell-cell adhesion mediator activity. Gene Ontology annotation, biological process: homophilic cell-cell adhesion; dendrite self-avoidance; axon guidance. Gene Ontology annotation, cellular component: plasma membrane; axon. Lineage: Eukaryota; Metazoa; Cnidaria; Anthozoa; Malacalcyonacea; Xeniidae. The transcript has 4 exons.